AUGUCUUUAAAUUACAUAAAGAACUUCUAUGAGGGAUGUCUUCGUCCUCCAACUGUGGUUGGUCAGUUCCACACUCUGUUUUUUGGUUCUGUACGCAUGUUCUUCUUGGGAGUUUUGGGAUUUGCGGUUUAUGGGAACGAAGCUCUUCACUUCAGCUGUGAUCCAGACAGAAGAGAGCUCAACCUUUUCUGUUACAAUCAGUUUAGACCUGUAACACCCCAGGUGUUUUGGGCUCUUCAGCUUGUGACUGUUCUGGUUCCAGGAGCCAUGUUCCAUUUUCACGCAGCGUAUAAAAACAUAGACCAAGAGGACAUUCUGGAAUGUCCAACAAUUACCGUGCUUUACAUCAUCUCUGUCCUCCUGCGAAUCGUCCUGGAAGUUGCAGCGUUCUGGCUUCAGAGUCGACUCUUCGGGUUCCUGGUUCAUUCUCAGUACUUCUGUGAGGCGAGUUCACUGGACAAGACUUUUAACUUUACCAAGUGCAUGGUGCCCGAGCAUUUCGAAAAGACCAUCUUCCUCAGCGCAAUGUACAUCUUCACCAUCAUCACUAUGGUUUUGUGUGUGGCAGAGAUCUUUGAAAUACUGAGCAGAAGACUCGGCUAUUUAGCCAAUCAGUGA
Triplophysa dalaica is the source of this 618-nucleotide messenger RNA. Its product is annotated as gap junction epsilon-1 protein. The record is from RefSeq and is a predicted model, not a curated record. Gene Ontology annotation, biological process: cell communication. The transcript has 3 exons. Gene Ontology annotation, cellular component: connexin complex. Lineage: Eukaryota; Metazoa; Chordata; Actinopteri; Cypriniformes; Nemacheilidae. The coding region runs from base 1 to 618 and encodes 205 amino acids.